UAUGUAUGGAAGGUAAAGUUGGCCAAAAUUCCCCAAAAACAUUAAAGAAAGCCAAAACAAAAAAACAAACAAACAAUGAAAUGAUAUUAAAGUUCUUCACAUCCUCGCCCCCAAACACCUCCUCUGACCUUUGUUCCAUCAUUUUGUUAUCUCCACUUCAGAUAGUGUUGGUUGGAACCUGCAGGUAGACAUCUCUCAGCUGAACCUUAUACUUUUUCUCCUUAUGUAACGUCAUUUAUAUUACGUCCCUGGACACGUGCCAGAGGUCCCUGUACCUUUACCUGGCCUGAGCUGCUCUGUCAGCUCCACUGAUGGUACAGCCUGCCUGCCUGCUCCGCUUCUGCUUGUGCUGCUGCUGCUGCCAGGACGCAAACACAGACAGGCUGCACACACUGGCACACACACACACACUGACACACACACACACACAGACAGAAGGAGAACAGGCUGCCUGGCAGAUAGAAGGACGUACGGAGGGAAAAACGCACACCAACCAUGGGCUGCUGUAACAGGAGGUGCGGGCUGAUAGCUGGAGCUGUGUUUGGGGCGGUGGUUGCCAUCCUGGGAGGCAUCCUUAUCCCCCUGGGGAACAUCGUCAUUGAGGGGACAGUGGAGAAGGAAGCUGUCAUUGAGAACGGGACCACAGCAUUUGACAACUGGGUGUCAACGGGGGGAGUGGUGUACAGGCAGUUCUGGUUCUUUGACAUCCAAAACCCUACAGAGAUUAUAGAGGAAGGAGCAAAACCAGUGGUAGUGGAAAAAGGACCUUACACAUACAGGACCAGAUAUCUUCCCAAAGAAGACAUCAAGUUCAACCCAAAUCAAACUGUCUCCUUCAUUCUGCCGCUGGGCGCCAUCUUUGAACCGUCCAUGUCAGUGGGACCAGAGGAAGACAAAGUCACCACCCUAAACAUCGCUGUGGUGGGAGCUUAUUCACUGGUGCCCACAGUGCUUCACGCAGUGCUGGAGAAUCUGAUAAAGUCGACCAACUCGUCCUUGUUCCAGCAUCGCACAGUCAAAGAAUUGCUGUGGGGUUACAUGGACCCCAUCCUGAAAGGAGUCGUGGGCGUAUUUGCACCUUACAAUGGCACCUUUGACGGCCCUUACAAUGUCUUCAAUGGAAAGGAGGACAUCUCUAAAGUGGGAAUAAUUGACAGGUGGCGAGGAGAAUACAAAUUGAAUUUUUGGAACGACAAGUACUGCAACAUGAUCAACGGCACAGAUGCUUCGUCAUUCCCUCCCUUUGUGGACAAGAGGAAGCCGCUCUAUUUCUUCUCAUCGGACAUCUGCAGGUCUGUGUCAGCAGGCUAUGUGGAGAGCCUGGACCUGAAGGGGAUCGAAGUGUACCGCUUCAGCCUGCAGCCAGACACCCUGGCCUCCCCUACGGUCAACCCAGACAACGCAUGUUACUGCAGAGACCUAAAGACCACCAAGAAUUGCACUAUGGCGGGAGUUCUGGACAUUAGCUCCUGUCAAGAUGGAAAGCCCAUCUUCAUCUCUUUGCCUCACUUCUUGCACGGCAGUAAGGACCUGUUAGAGGCCGUGCAGGGCCUCAGCCCCAAUGAGGAGCAACAUUUCACCUACAUGGACGUGGAACCUACGACGGGGUUCACGCUGCGGUUUGCAAAGAGAAUUCAAGUGAAUAUGAUGUACGGGCCUUCAAAAGUCAUCACGGUGCUGAAGAAAGUCAAGGAUUACACCAUAUUCCCCGUUGUUUGGCUGAAUGAGACGGCUGCGGUGGAUGACGAAACCGCCAACAUGUUCAAGGAGGAGCUAAUCUCUCGGAUCGAUAUGCUGGAGUUGAUACAGAAGGUGCUCUUGGGCACAGGCGUGGCCAUCUUCCUCUUGUGUCUCAUCGCUUUCUGCUGUGUACAAAGACGUAAUAGCCAAGUCAAGAUAGUGUGAGUGCGUCAUGCUGAAGCUUUUGUUGUGUGUGGGUUCAGAGCACAGUGCAUCAAGCUGCUAUGGGACAUCAAACCUUUUUGAUAUAGACUUGCACUUUUUUGUAAUUUCAAUGUUAUUUAUAAUGUCGAACCUCCUUUGAUACGAGGGGGUGGAUAACUGUGAUUUUUGCAAAGCUCAAGAGCUGAACUGCUUUGCCGAGUAUGAUUUAAAUUGCGAACACUGUAACUUUGACUCAAUCAGGGAUUUCUUGAGGGGGGAAAAGACAAGUACACGGAGACUCCUCUUAAAUGUCAGGUCCGGUAUCAACCCAGAGGAGGGAAGUGUUUGUUUGCCAUCCUGUGAAAGAAAUGUACAAUCUAAUCUUAUGUUCUUUUACUUUGUCCAACGAGUGUCUUGGAAAUGAAUAAAAGCUGAAAAGGA
This is a messenger RNA of Notolabrus celidotus (New Zealand spotty), 2325 nucleotides long. It is a transcript of the gene cd36, whose product is annotated as CD36 molecule (thrombospondin receptor). Gene Ontology annotation, molecular function: low-density lipoprotein particle binding; scavenger receptor activity; low-density lipoprotein particle receptor activity. The transcript is spliced from 12 exons. Lineage: Eukaryota; Metazoa; Chordata; Actinopteri; Labriformes; Labridae. The record is from RefSeq and is a predicted model, not a curated record. Gene Ontology annotation, cellular component: caveola; cell surface; cytoplasm. Gene Ontology annotation, biological process: amyloid-beta clearance by cellular catabolic process; receptor-mediated endocytosis; low-density lipoprotein particle clearance. The coding region runs from base 496 to 1905 and encodes 469 amino acids.